CAAAGUGUAAUUAAAAUGAAGACACUAGUUUUGUUUGUAUUAAGUGCCAUGUGUUUAAAUUAUUCGUCACAGAGUUCCGAAAUGCGUGAUCGUGAAUUAUUACUCAAGAUUCAGACAUUUCAAAAUUAUCUCAAGUCCACCCAGAAUUCAGAUUUAUUUGCCAACACGAAAGUCGGAUUCGACAUACAACAGUAUAAAGCUGGCCUUGGUAAUGAAGAUAUACAUUUAAAUAUUUCUCAACUAAUAUUUAAAUAUGGAUACAAAGUGGAGGAGCACGAAGUUAUUACCGAAGAUGGAUAUAUUUUGACUUUGAUCAGAAUCCGCAGCGAAGGACCUGUUAUAUUCUUAAUGCAUGGAUUGUUAAUGAGCGCUGACGACUGGGUGACGGCGGGUACAGAGAGUGGGAUUGCCUAUUUACUUGCUAACGAAGGUUAUGAUGUGUGGAUGGGGAAUGCUCGAGGCAACACACAUUCGAGGCGACAUAAGACGUUGGCACCCUCUUCGCAAAAAUUUUGGGACUUUAGUUGGGACGAGAUCGGGCGCUACGACCUCCCAGUUAUGAUAGAUUAUGUUUUGAAUGCAAGAAAUCAGACGAAGCUAAUUUAUGUAGGUCAUUCACAAGGUUGUACAUCGUUUUUGGUCAUGUGCUCAGAAAUACUCUCAUACAAUGACAAAAUAUCUUUGAUGGUUGCGUUGUCUGCGCCGGCCGCCCUACCGAACAUGAAAAGUCCUAUAUUAAAUUUUUUAAAGACUGUAACGCUUUACCAUCCUGAACUCCUAUUUUCACUUCUUAAAGAAUUAGGUAUUUAUGAAUUCUUGCCAAGUGUCAACAUAACAGCACCUUUUCGCGAAACCAUAUGUGGAACGGAGGAGUUCGCGAAAAUCGUGUGUACUAAUAUUGUGUUCGCGUUUUGUGGAUUUGACGCUGCACAGUUAAAUGUUACCAACUUACCUGUCGUUUUUGCUCACACACCGUCUGGAGCAGCAACUAAGCAGUUCGAACAUUAUUCCCAAUCUUUAAUCUCGGGUAGAUUUCGAAGGUUUGAUCUUGGACCGGCAAAAAACUUUGAAAUGUACCGCUCUCUGAUUCCCCCAGAGUAUCCAGUGGAGAAAAUUACUGUACCUAUAGCCUUAUUUUAUAGCGAGAAUGACUGGUUAGUGGAUGUCAAAGAUGUAGAAAAUUUACGUAGGAGAUUGAAAAAUGUAGUGGAAUAUUACAAAGUUCCUAAUAAAAAUUUUAAUCAUGUUGAUUAUUUGUUUGCUAUAGACUUAAAACAAUUAGUGUAUUCAAAAAUGUCAUCAGUAAUUAAAAACCAUUUGCUACAUUAG
Messenger RNA from Spodoptera litura, 1329 nucleotides. Lineage: Eukaryota; Metazoa; Arthropoda; Insecta; Lepidoptera; Noctuidae. The record is from RefSeq and is a predicted model, not a curated record.